AUGCUGAAUGAAAACAGUGAGAGCUUGGAAGGAUUCGAGUGCCCGCGGAACAGUUCGAGAUCUCCGCCACUCAUUCAUCUAAUACAAGAUGAGAGCAUGGCGUCCGCUUGGCCGCGCCCGUCCAGCGCCCCCCUGCCCAUGGUGUAUCGGCGCUUCAAGGGGCCACGCCCCAUGCCCGACGGCCGCACGCCCAACUUCUGGAUCCAGGACAUCACGCCCGACCAGGACGAGCAGAUCGUCGACUUCAUGAGCGACGGCUUCCUCAAGGAGGAGUUCAUGUGCUCCCGGUCGGGGCUGCCCGAGGACCCCGUGUCGCUGCAAGAAAUCCGCGACGAGUGGCGCCAGCGACUGAAGCACCGCGCGGGGCUCGUGGCGCUCACGGACUGGCCCGACGGGCCCCACAACCCGCGAAUCGCCGGCUGCAACGUCACCUACAUCACCAGACGCGGCGAUCCCCUGAUAAAA
Gryllus bimaculatus (two-spotted cricket) is the source of this 465-nucleotide messenger RNA. Lineage: Eukaryota; Metazoa; Arthropoda; Insecta; Orthoptera; Gryllidae. The record is from the annotation of a GenBank genome assembly.